AUGGAGCACCAGCGAUCGGAAGGCGGGCGCCACAAUUUGGGUCCCAACGAAGAGGAUGCUCCGGUGCCAGCGGAAUUCCCGGAGCGGCAAGCGAGGGCUGAGCGCCUCGUGCUGCAGGUGAGGGCAGUCACCGCCCGCCACGCCUUGAAGGUCUUUGGCCGAAUUUUUUGGAAACGCCCGUUGGCGGAGACCUACGACCUGAGCUUUGUGACGGAAAGUAUCGGGGAGCUCUGGAGCCACAGCUGGCAGUUCUCUCCCGUGCGCAAGAUUUUCACCCUGCUGCUCCUCAAGAACGGUUUGAUGGCCGCGGUGCUGGGCAGUGUUGGGGCCUUGGCGGGCUGCCUGUUGAGCAUCUUCCAUAUUUUGCCGGUGGGCGAGGCGGAGCCGCCACGAGGCCUGUGGUACUAUCCCGCGCGCAGCAUGUGGUCCUUCGGCCUGGGCAGCGGCCUCUUCUUGCUCACGUUGCUGGCCUGGCCUUCCCAGGCCUCCAUUUUCCUGGAUCGCAUUUGCAUUCACCAAAGUGACCCCCGGCUGAAGAUGGAGGGCGUGAUGAGCAUCGGCGCGUUUCUGAAGAGGUCGGAGAGGAUGCUGGUGCUAUGGGAUGCCAGCUAUAUGCAGAGGCUGUGGUGCGUCUUCGAGGUUGCCGCCUUUUUGAAGAGCCGAUCAGCUGAUCAGGAAGCCCACCUUCAGAUCGUUCCAGUCCACAUGGGCUCAUUUUGCUUGGUCUUUGGCAUGGCAGGUGCCAGCGUAUACGUCAUUGUCUGGAUUGUUUUCAUGCAUGGCGUCGUCGGCUGGGAGAUCCUAGUGCUUCUUCCAAUCAUCAUGACCCCCGCUGGAUUAUAUGCGAUCGCCGACGCUCGUGCAUAUAUGCGCUCAGUUCACACUUUACAGGAGCAGCUGGCUUCAUUUUCGCUGCGAAACUCGCGCUGCUCAUGCUGCGACUGGAACCAUGUCCGAAAUGGGACUCCGGUGCCAUGUGACCGAGAUGCAAUUGGACAUUGCAUCGGGGAGUGGUUCGGCGCGGAAGCGGAGUUCGAGCAUGCGAUCCACUCCGUGGUCUUACCCGCCUUUACCUCGCGCUUCGGCGAGCACCUCGUGCCGUUUCGGAUUUUCCUGGUGGCGACGGUCCCGCUUUUUUGGGGCAUGAUGGAUCUAGUUGCUGGAUAUGCGAUCAGUGAGCGAGGGCGAGAAGAAGGAGGAACCGUUAGCCUCUGGUGGCUUUUCGCAGGCUUCGGCAUUUGGUUGGGCGUGCUUCCUGCUAGCUGCGUCUGGAUUCUGGCGCUCACUCGAAGGCUAAGGGCGAGUCGAGGAAGAAUCCUGAACGCUGCGGUGAAUCUACUGAUUUUCGCUCUAGCGGCCCCCGCCUUGUGCUUCAUGCUGGGCCUGCAAAUUGCAGUCAGGGAUCUUGCGGACCUGGUUCUUGGAGGGGACCUUGCCACGCACCUUUUGCCAUUGUGGGCGGGCAUUGGCAGCAGUCUGCAGAUUUCGAUUGCGCUGCUCUCCUGGAACUUUGCCAAGCUUCGCGCGGUGGACGUGGCCCUGGUGAGGACCGACCCACAGCGAGCGCAAGAGGGCGGCUUCCGCUCCAGAGGAGACGGCUUCGUGAAGUGGCAAUCGUCAUCCGCGCCAGCCACUACGUUCGAGCUGUCGGCGGAGUCGAACAUCACCUGGUGGAAGGGGCUCAAGGUCAUUGCGGACAGCGGAGACGUGCUGUGCGACCUCGGGAUCCAGGACGGGGAGCCGCCGGCGCGCUGUGAGCUGCCGGGUGUUGAGCAGCACGAGCUGCUUUUCAGCUACAAGGUGGAGCUCUGGAAGGCCAAGUGGCCGGGCCACCACCACCAGCGGCUCGGGCUGCGAGACACCGCGCACUAA
Molecule: messenger RNA, 1872 nt
Organism: Effrenium voratum
Lineage: Eukaryota; Dinophyceae; Suessiales; Symbiodiniaceae
Source: the annotation of a GenBank genome assembly